AUGAGAUUAUCAUUUAUUUUAGUUUUAAGUUUAUUAUUUUUAUCAAUUAACAUUAUUGCCAGUUCAAGAGUUUUCACUCCAAACCAAUAUCAAUCAUCAUUCGUCCAAUGGAUGAAAUCUCACGGUAAAGCUUAUUCACAUGAUGAAUUUGCCAGAAAAUACAGAACUUUCCAAGAUAACAUGGACUAUGUUCACCAAUGGAAUUCAAAGAACUCUGAAACCGUUCUUGGUUUAAAUAACUUUGCUGAUAUGAACAAUGUCGAAUAUAGAAAUACCUUAUUAGGUGCCUCCAUCGAAGUCGAACCAUUCAGAACUCCACGUACUUUUUCAAGAAUCCAACUCCCAACCUCAGUUGAUUGGAGAGAAAAAGGUGCUGUUCACGAUAUUAAAGAUCAAGGUCACUGUGGUUCAUGUUAUUCAUUCUCUGCUAUUGGUGCCGCUGAAUCAGCUUACUAUAUUGCUAAUGGUGAAAUGUUAACUUUAUCUGAACAAAACAUUUUAGAUUGUUCACGUAGUUAUGGUAAUGAAGGUUGCAAUGGUGGUUACAUGUUAGAAUCAUUCCAAUUCCUUCUUGAUCAAGGUGGUGCUGUCAGUGAAGCCUCAUACCCAUAUGAAGCUAAAGAUGCCAGCUGCAGAUUCGACUCUGUUAAAACCCCAAUCGUUGCUACUUUCAAUGGUACCGUUGAAAUCCGUAGAGGUGAUGAAGGUGAUCUCCAACAAGCUAUUGCCACCCAUGGUCCAGUUGCUGUUGCUAUUGAUGCUGGUCACAUUUCCUUCCAAUUAUACAAAACUGGUGUUUACUAUGAACCAUACUGUUCAUCAUACAGUCUUUCACAUGCUGUCCUUGCUGUAGGUUAUGAUACUGAUUCAGUUACUGGUAAAGAUUAUUGGAUUGUUGCUAACUCAUGGGGCUUAAAAUGGGGUGACUCAGGUUUCAUUAAAAUGGCUCGUAACAGAGGUAAUCACUGUGGUAUCAGCACAAUGUCAUCAUACAUUACUGCUUAA
Dictyostelium purpureum is the source of this 1005-nucleotide messenger RNA. RefSeq lists its product as uncharacterized. The transcript has 3 exons. The coding region runs from base 1 to 1005 and encodes 334 amino acids. The record is from RefSeq and is a predicted model, not a curated record. Gene Ontology annotation, biological process: immune response. Gene Ontology annotation, molecular function: cysteine-type endopeptidase activity. NCBI's taxonomy places the organism in Eukaryota, Evosea, Eumycetozoa, Dictyosteliales, Dictyosteliaceae. Gene Ontology annotation, cellular component: lysosome.